Cyprinodon tularosa is the source of this 8532-nucleotide messenger RNA. It is a transcript of the gene nf1a, whose product is annotated as neurofibromin 1a. Lineage: Eukaryota; Metazoa; Chordata; Actinopteri; Cyprinodontiformes; Cyprinodontidae. The transcript has 57 exons. The coding region runs from base 211 to 8532 and encodes 2773 amino acids. Gene Ontology annotation, biological process: regulation of GTPase activity. The record is from RefSeq and is a predicted model, not a curated record.
ACCCUCCGCCUCCUUCAGCUCCACCGAACAAGACUUCCGGUGGCUUGUCAUGGCGGUGGCAUGGUGAAGCCAGCAGAAAGGAGAAAAUAUUCGCCCGCUUUGUCCUUUCUGGCCCAUCCAGGUCAGACAUUCAUGAGGAAAUAAGGCCGUCCAUCGCCUCUCCAAACGUCGGACUUCCCAGCCGAGCUGUGCGUGUCCCCGCGGCCGGCCAUGGCGGCUCACAAACCAGUGGAAUGGGUCCAGGCCGUGAUUACCAGAUUUGAUGAGCAGCUUCCUAUGAAGGUCGCGCAUCAGAACACACACAGCAAAGUCAGCACAGACCACAACAAGGAAUGCUUGAUCAACAUCUCAAAGUACAAGUUCUCCCUGGUUAUCAGCGGCCUCACCAACAUCCUUAAAAAUGUCAACAACAUGCGGAUAUUCGGAGAAACUUCGGAGAAGAAUCUUUACCUUUCUCAGCUCAUCAUCCUUGACACCCUGGAAAAGUGUCUUGCUGGGCAAUCUAAAGACUGCCUGCGUCUGGAUGAGACCAUGUUGGUGAAGCAGCUGCUGCCGGAGAUCUGCCAUUUCAUCCACACCUACCGCGAGGGUCACCAGCACGCUGCCGAGCUGCGCUCCUCAGCCUCGGCUGUCCUCUUCUCUUUGAGCUGCAACAACUUCAACGCCGUUUUCAGCCGCAUCUCUACCAGGCUGCAGGAGUUGACUGUGUGCUCAGAGGAUAAUGUGGAUGUUCAUGACAUCGAGCUUAUGCAGUACAUCAACGUGGAUUGUUCCAAACUGAAGAGGCUUCUGCAAGAAACGGUGUUGAAGUUCCGGGCUCUGAAGAAACCGGCCCAGCUCGCCGUGAUCAGCAGCUUAGAGAAGGCCUUCUGGAACUGGGUGGAAAAUUAUCCGGAUGAAUUCACGAUGCUGUACCAGCGUCCUCAGACAGACAUGGCAGAAGCUGCAGAGAAGCUGUUCGACUUGGUCGACAGUUUUGCAGAGAGUGCCAAGAGGAAGGCAGCAGUAUGGCCUCUGCUGAUCAUCCUCCUCAUCCUCUGCCCAGAGAUUACACACACCAUCUCUAAAGACACAGUGGAGGAAAGCAAGGCCAACAAGAAACUGUUUUUGGAUAAUUUGCGCAAAGCUUUAUCCGGCCAGGGAGGGAGCAAACAGCUGAUGGAGAGCGCCGCCAUCGCCUGCGUUAAGCUCUGCAAAGCUUCGACCUACAUCAACUGGGAGGAUCACUCAACCAUUUUCCUUCUGGUCCAGUCCAUCGUCAUGGAUCUCAAGGCUUUGCUGUUUAACCCGGCCAAACCGUUCUGGAGGACGACCGGCAGUCAGAACGCUGACGUGGAGCUCAUGGUGGAUUGCUUUGUCUCGUGUUUUCGCAUCAAUCCCCACAACAACCAGCACUUUAAGGUCUGUUUGGCUGCCUCCUCCCCUUCGACCUUCCACUUCGUCCUAGUCAACUCGUUGCACAGAAUCAUCACCAAUUCUCAUCUGGACUGGUGGCCGAAGAUCGAUGCAGUGUACUGUUACUCUGGGGAGCUCCGCUUCAUGUUCUCAGACACCCUCAACAGGGUGAUCCAGGGCACAUGCACUCAUCCUCCCAUACGCAUGACCCCGAGUCUGACGUUCAUCGGGAAGAAGACCCCAAGCCUUAGGUCCAAAGAGAAAGCUACAGAGCAAGACACUCGGAGUUACAAGUGCCUUCUUCUCGCUCUAGUCAAGCUGAUUCAUGCUGACCCUAAACUCAUGUUGCACAACCCGGUGAAGCAAGCUCCAGAGACCCAAAGCAGCACGGCAGAACUCAUCACCGGCUUGGUCCAACUGGUUCCUCUGAGCACCACGACUCAGCUGUCACAGGAAGCCAUGGAGGCUCUGUUAGUUCUGCACCAACCAGAGACCAUAGAGCUGUGGAACCCAGAUGCCCCCAUCGAGACGUUCUGGGACAUCAGUUCACAGGUGCUUUUCCUAAUCUGCCGGAAGUUAGUCGGCCACCAGAUGGCAAACAGAACAGAAGUCCUGAAAUGGCUGAGAGAGAUCCUCAUCUGCAGGAACAAGUUUCUGCUGAAGAACAAGGAGUGCGCCACCAUGGGGGGAGCCAUCCCCAUCUGCCGGCAGGCGCAGACCAAGCUGGAAGUCUGCCUCUACCUGUUCCUGUGGAGCCCGGACACAGAGGCGGUGCUGGUGGCCAUGUCGUGUUUCCGCCAUCUGUGUGAAGAGGCCGACAUCCGCAGCGCGGCCGAUGAGGUCCCGGUCCAGACCAUUCUCCCCAACUACGCCACUUUCAGCGAGCUGGCCUCUGUCAGCAGCCUGAUAGGAACGGGUCGCUCCACCUUGCAAAAAAGAGUGAUGGCCUUAUUAAGAAGAAUAGAACAUCCCACACCAGGAAACAUUGAGGCUUGGGAGGACACUUACACUAAAUGGGACCAGAGCACCAAACAGAUACUGAAUUUCCCUAAAAACAAGGCAGAUGAUGGACAGCAGGAGUGGAUCAACAUGACGGGCUUCCUCUGCGCUCUAGGGGGUGUUUGUCUUCAGCAGCGUAACACCCCUGGUCCUGCCACCUACAGCCCACCCAUGGGUCCCCAGAAUGAACGUAAAUCCUCCAUGAUCUCGGUGGGACCUGGUGAUACGACCAGCCCUGCUCCUUCAUCCUGCUCCUCCUCUGCCUCCAGCGAGACGCCCGUCAGCCGCUUCCUUGACCGACUUCUGUCCCUGUUGGUGUGUGGCUAUGAAAGGGUGGGCCUUCAUGUCCGCACCAAUGUCAAAGACCUGUUGGGGCUGGAGCUCAGCCCUGCGCUCUACCCCAUGCUCUUCAACAAACUAAAGAACAGCAUCGGAAAGUUCUUUGACACCCAGGGACCGGUUCCCAUUAAUGACACCAACACCCAGUUUGUAGAGCAGACCAUCGCCAUCAUGAAGAACCUGCUGGAUAACAACACAGAGGGCAGCUCGGAGCACCUGGGACAGGCCAGCAUCGAAACCAUGAUGCUCAACCUGGUCAGGUACGUGCGCAUCCUGGGCAACGUGGUCCAUGCCAUUCAGAUUAAAACCAAGCUCUGCCAACUGGUUGAGGUGAUGAUGGAGCGUCGAGAUGACCUGUCCUUCUGCCAGGAGAUGAAGUUCAGGAACAAGAUGGUGGAGUACCUGACAGACUGGGUGAUGGGAACAUCCAACCAAGCUGCCGAUGAUGACAUCAAGUGCCUGACAAGAGACUUGGACCAGGCCAGUAUGGAAGCCGUGGUAUCCCUGCUGGCUGGUCUCCCCCUGCAGCCGGAGGAGGGGGACGGCGUAGAGUUGAUGGAGGCCAAGUCUCAGCUUUUUCUCAAGUAUUUCACUCUGUUCAUGAACCUGCUGAAUGACUGCAGCGAGGUGGAAGACGAGGGUCAGACAGUGGGGGGGCGGAAGAGAGGAAUGUCUCGCCGCCUGGCUUCCCUCCGCCAUUGCACCAUCUUGGCCAUGUCCAACCUGCUUAACGCUAACGUGGACAGUGGACUCAUGCACUCCAUCGGCUUAGGCUACCACAAGGACCUUCAGACUCGCGCUACCUUCAUGGAGGUGCUGACCAAGAUUCUGCAGCAGGGAACAGAGUUCGACACGCUGGCAGAGACGGUGCUGGCUGACCGCUUUGAGCGGCUGGUGGAGCUGGUGACCAUGAUGGGGGACCAGGGAGAGCUGCCCAUCGCUAUGGCGCUGGCUAACGUCGUCCCCGGGUCUCAGUGGGACGAGUUGGCUCGAGUUCUGGUGACCCUGUUUGAUUCCCGCCACCUACUCUACCAGCUGCUGUGGAACAUGUUCUCCAAGGAGGUGGAGCUGGCUGACUCCAUGCAGACUCUCUUCAGAGGGAACAGCCUCGCCAGCAAAAUUAUGACCUUCUGUUUCAAGGUGUAUGGAGCAGCGUACCUGCAGAAGUUAUUGGAGCCUUUAUUAAGGGGAGUCAUCUCAACCCCUGAACACAUCGGCUUCGAGGUGGAUCCAACCAGACUGGAACAUGGUGAAAACCUGGAGGACAACCAGAGGAACCUGCUUCAGAUCACCGAGCGCUUCUUCCAGGCCAUAAUCGGCUCGUCCAGCGACUUUCCGCCACAGCUACGCAGUGUUUGCCACUGUCUCUACCAGGCUACUUGCCACUCUCUACUGAAUAAGGCAACACUAAAAGAAAAAAAGGAAAACAAAAAAGCAGUGGUGAGUCAGCGGUUCCCUCAGAACAGCAUAGGUGCGGUGGGCAGCGCCAUGUUCUUACGCUUCAUCAACCCAGCCAUUGUGUCUCCCUACGAAGCAGGCAUCCUGGAUAAAAAGCCCCUGCCCAGAGUAGAGAGAGGUCUCAAACUCAUGUCCAAGAUUCUACAGAGUAUUGCAAACCAUGUCCUGUUUACUAAAGAAGAACACAUGAGGCCUUUUAACGACUUUGUUAAAAGCAACUUUGAUUCUGCAAGAAGGUUUUUCUUGGACAUAGCCUCCGACUCUCCACCCAGUGAUUCGGUCAACCACAGUUUGUCGUUCAUCAGUGACGGUAACGUGUUGGCGCUCCACCGCCUGCUGUGGAACAACCAGGAGAGGAUUGGCCAGUACCUCUCCAGUAACAGAGACCACAAGGCGGUGGGCAGGCGGCCUUUUGACAAGAUGGCCACCCUGCUGGCCUACCUUGGACCGCCAGAACACAAGCCUGUUGCGGACACCCACUGGUCCAGUCUCAACCUAACCAGCUCCAAAUUUGAAGAGUUCAUGACCAGGCACCAGGUCCAUGAAAAGGAGGAGUUUAAAGCCUUAAAGACGCUGAACAUUUUCUACCAGGCAGGCACCUCCAAGACCGGAAAUCCUGUGUUCUACUACGUGGCUCGCAGGUUCAAAACGGGCCAAAUAAAUGGAGACCUUCUCAUCUACCAUGUCCUCCUCACCCUAAAACCUUACUACGCUAAGCCCUACGAGAUAGUCGUAGACCUAACUCACGUUGGACCCAGCAAUCGUUUUAAGACUGACUUUCUGUCCAAGUGGUUUGUGGUCUUUCCUGGCUUUGCCUAUGAGAACGUGGCAGCGGUUUAUGUCUACAACUGCAACACUUGGGUGAGGGAGUACACCAAGUAUCACGAGAGGCUACUGACUGGCUUGAAGGGUAGCAAACGUCUCCAGUUUAUUGACUCUCCGGCUAAGUUGGCGGAACACAUAGAACCUGACCAACAGAAACUUCCAGCAGCCACCUUGACAUUGGAGGAAGACCUCAAGGUGUUCCACAACGCCCUCAAGUUGGCGCACAAGGACACCAAAGUCUCAAUAAAGGUGGGCUCUACAGCAGUCCAGGUGACCUCAGCUGAGCGGACCCGCGUUCUCGGCCAACCGGUCUUUCUCAAUGAUGUUUAUUAUGCCUCAGAGAUUGAAGAAAUUUGCCUGGUGGAUGAAAGCCAGUUUACUCUCACCAUGGCCAACCAGGGAACGCCUCUGACGUUCAUGCACCAAGAGUGCGAUGCCAUCGUUCAGUCUAUAAUUCAUAUCCGUACCCGCUGGGAGUUGUCUCAGCCCGACUCGAUUCCCCAGCACACAAAGAUCCGCCCAAAAGAUGUCCCAGGAACUCUUCUCAACAUUGCUCUACUCAACUUGGGAAGCUCUGACCCGAGUCUGCGGUCAGCAGCUUACAAUCUCCUCUGUGCUUUAACUUGCACAUUCAACCUGAAGAUAGAGGGUCAGCUGUUGGAGACGUCCGGUCUCUGCAUCCCAGCGAACAACACACUUUUUAUUGUUUCUAUCAGCAAGACCCUCGCUGCGAAUGAGCCUCAUCUGACCCUGGAGUUCUUGGAAGAAUGCAUCUCAGGCUUCAGCAAGUCAAGUAUCGAGCUCAAGCAUCUCUGUCUGGAGUACAUGACCCCCUGGCUUCUGAACCUGGUUCGAUUCUGUAAACAUAAUGACGAUGCCAAACGCCAGCGUGUCACAGCCAUCCUGGACAAACUCAUCACCAUGACGAUCAAUGAGAAGCAGAUGUAUCCCUCCAUCCAGGCUAAAAUCUGGGGCAGCCUAGGCCAAAUAACCGAUCUGCUUGACGUGGUUCUGGACAGCUUUAUAAAGACCAGCGCCACAGGAGGCCUCGGCUCCAUCAAGGCCGAGGUCAUGGCCGAUACCGCUGUCGCUCUGGCUUCAGGGAACGUCAAGCUGGUGUCCAAUAAGGUUAUCGGUCGGAUGUGUAAGAUCAUCGACAAGACCUGCCUUUCUCCAACUCCCACCCUGGAGCAGCACCUUAUGUGGGAUGACAUUGCCAUCCUGGCCCGCUACAUGCUCAUGCUGUCCUUCAACAACUCUCUGGAUGUGGCGGCACACCUGCCCUACCUGUUCCAUGUGGUGACCCUUCUGGUAGCGACCGGGCCGCUGUCCCUUCGCGCCUCCACCCACGGUUUGGUGAUCAACAUCAUCCACUCACUGUGCACCUGCUCACAGCUAAGCUUCAGCGAGGAAACGAAGCAGGUCCUGAGGCUGAGUCUGACGGAGUUUUCGUUGCCAAAGUUCUACCUGCUGUUUGGCAUCAGCAAGGUGAAGUCCGCUGCCGUCAUUGCCUUCCGCUCCAGCUACAGAGACCGCUCCUUCUCUCCAGGCUCCUAUGAGAGGGAAACCUUUGCCCUGUCCUCGCUGGAGACGGUCACCGAGGCCUUACUGGAAAUAAUGGAGGCUUGUAUGAGAGACAUCCCAACCUGCAAGUGGUUGGACCAGUGGACAGAGCUGGCUCAGAAGUUUGCCUUCCAGUACAACCCGUCUCUGCAGCCCAGAGCUCUGGUCGUCUUCGGCUGCAUCAGCAAGAGGGUGACCCACGGUCAGAUCAAGCAGAUCAUCCGAAUCCUCAGCAAAGCCAGCCCUCUGCUCAGCAUAGACCGGGGUCUGGAGAGCUGCUUGAAGGGACCUGAUAACUACAACAGUCAGGUACUGAUUGAGGCCACAGUCAUCGCUUUGACCAAGCUGCAGCCUCUUCUUAGCAAGGACUCUCCGAUGCACAAAGCUCUGUUCUGGGUGGCAGUAGCUGUGCUGCAGCUUGACGAAGUCAACUUGUACUCUGCUGGAACCGCGCUCUUGGAGCAGAACCUCCACACUCUGGACACAAUGCGCAUCUUCAAUGACAAGAGUCCAGAGGAAGUUUUCAUGGAAAUAAGGCGUCCUUUAGAGUGGCACUGUAAGCAGAUGGAUCAUUUUGUGGGCCUCAACUUUAGUGCCAACUUCAACUUUGCUUUAGUGGGCCACUUACUCAAAGGCUACAGACACCCAUCACCCACCACUGUGGCGAGGACGGUGCGGAUCCUUCACACCCUGUUGGCUCUGACUAGCAAACAUCUGAAAUGUGACAAGUUUGAGGUCAACACUCAGAGUGUGGCUUAUUUAGCAGCUUUGCUGACGGUUUCUGAGGAAGUCAGAAGUCGCUGCAGCCUCAAACACAGGAAGUCUCUGCUGAUUUCCGAGCUUUCUAUGGACCCCGUUCCCAUGGAGACCUAUGCCAGUCACAUCACCAAUGCCGCCUGCAGAACUGUGCAAGAUCUUCAGCCUUGGACGUCUCCUCAGGUCCCAGACCACCACCUUACCACCCAUUACCCUACGAUGGGCCAGAUCAGCCCACGCACACGCAAAUCCAUGAGCCUGGACAUGGGCCAGCCUUCGCAGGCCAACACCAAGAAGCUUCUGGGCACCAGGAAGAGCUUUGAUCAUCUCAUAUCAGACUCCAAAGCACCAAAAAGACCAGAGAUGGAGUCUGGGAUGACAACCCCUCCCAAGAUGAGGCGUGUAGCAGAGAAUGACCGUGAGAUCGAAACCCAAAGAAUUGGAAACUCUCACCUUCGGAAGGUCUCCGUAUCAGAGUCCAAUGUCCUGCUGGAUGAGGAGGUGCUGACGGACCCAAAGAUCCAGGCUCUGCUGCUCACUGUGCUGGCCACCCAGGUCAAAUACACCACAGACGACUUCGACCAACGCAUCCUGUACGAGUACCUGGCUGAAGCUAGUGUUGUAUUUCCAAAAGUUUUUCCGGUCGUCUAUAACCUGUUGGACUCCAAAAUCAACACGGUGCUGUCCAUGUGCCAAGACAUCAACCUCCUGAACCCUGUCCAUGGGAUUGUGCAGAGCGUGGUGUACCACGAGGAGUCCCCUCCUCAGUACCAGCCCUCAUAUUUACAAAGCUUUGGCUUUAAUGGACUCUGGAGAUUUGCUGGACCUUUUUCUAAGCAAACCCAGAUCCCAGAUUACGCCGAACUGAUCGUGAAGUUCCUGGAAGCGUUGAUUGACAGCUACCUGCCCACAGCGGAUGAGGAGAGGGGAGAGGAGCAGCUGCGGACGCCCACCUCCCCAUAUCCUCCCAGCAGCCAGAGCCAGCUGAGCAUCACUGCCAACCUGAACCUGUCCAACUCCAUGACCUCACUGGCCACAUCGCAGCAUUCUCCAGGUGUGGAUAAGGAGAACGUCCAGCUGUCCCCCAGCUCGGCCCUGUCCAGCGGGGGACGGACUCGCCACGGGUCAGCGAGUCAGGUGCAGAAGCAGCGCAGCGCCGGCAGCUUUAAGAGACCCAGCAUCAAGAAGAUCGUCUGA